Penicillium daleae is the source of this 1272-nucleotide messenger RNA. RefSeq names its product Zn(II)2Cys6 transcription factor. The record is from RefSeq and is a predicted model, not a curated record. Gene Ontology annotation, molecular function: DNA-binding transcription activator activity, RNA polymerase II-specific; zinc ion binding. The coding region runs from base 1 to 1272 and encodes 423 amino acids. NCBI's taxonomy places the organism in Eukaryota, Fungi, Ascomycota, Eurotiomycetes, Eurotiales, Aspergillaceae. The transcript is spliced from 2 exons. Gene Ontology annotation, biological process: regulation of transcription by RNA polymerase II.
AUGCCUCCACGUCGGGCGCAUACCAAGUCUCGCAAUGGCUGCGACCAAUGCAAGCGACGUCGCGUCAAGGUGAUUUCCUCCGUCCCUGAAUAUCAUUACAAUACUUUCUCUCUCGGCCCUGCGUUACCCGUGAAAGAUAAUCUCCCCCCCCCUCCUUCCCCUGACGCAACGCAGUGCGACGAAAAAGGACCCCCCUGCUCGAACUGUAUUUCGCGCGAGCUCAACUGUACCUAUUUAAGAGCCCCGCCGCGCGAUGCAUCAAGUAGCACGCGAAGACGUAAUACUGUGCCUCUCCCGGCAAGAGAAUUGGAGAUUCCUCGCCCGUUGGCGCCCAUCAGUCCCGCCUCCACUCCAUCUGCCAUCUCCGGGGUACGGGAUCUGGAGUUGAUGCAUAAGUUCGCUACGGAGACAUUCAGCACCGUCAGUACCUCCGAGUCGAAAUUUCAUGUCUGGCAAAUUGUCAUUCCGCGGCUGGCUCUGCAACAUGAUUUUUUGAUGAACGGCAUUCUGGCCUUGGCGGCCUUGCAUAUAGCCACGACCACGGAUUCGCCCACCUCCCUAGCGUAUAUCGAUACCGCCCUGCAGUAUCACAAUUUGUCAUUCGCGCCCUUUCGUGCAGCUAUCGACAAUCUUACGCCGCAGAAUUGUGAGGCUGUACUCGCGCAAUCGAUCGUCACAACGGUAAUUGGCAUCGCGUUGCCCCGAGUCACGGCCCCGCGCGAUGAUAAUCCCAAUAUGAUCGAGAAUAUGCUCGUGGUGUUUGAGCUCCUGCAAGGUGUAAAGAAGAUUAUUCUCAUCGGCCGGUCCUGGAUCAAAAUCAACCUUUACUCCCGCCAAAGGGAACUGUACGAGUCCAGUCCGCCUGAACUGGACAGUGACACGUCCACUGCUUUCGAUCGACUCGCCUUAUUGAAUGAAGAGACCAGGGCCAGUAUGGACGAGCAACAAUAUCAGAUCAAUAAAGACCUUAUCGAUCAUCUUCGGCAGUGUUACGCCUUGUAUGCGAGUUCAAAAGAUCCCGGGGAAGUGCUUGCAUGGCUAGCGGCUGUCGAUAAGGAAUUUGUGGAUACCGUGAGGCGCCGACAGCCGCUGGCAUUACUGAUCCUCAUGCACUGGGGUGUGUUGCUGGGCGAGCUGGAUGGUCGGUGGUGGUGGGCUCAGAAUUCGGGCAAGUCUUUGGUUUUGGAGUUGCUGCGUAUAUCACUACCGACGGACGCGGAUGCUCGGUGGACUGAAGUCAUGUCGUGGCCUCAACGAAAGAUAGGACUAUGA